Diaporthe citri is the source of this 1113-nucleotide messenger RNA. RefSeq lists its product as uncharacterized. Lineage: Eukaryota; Fungi; Ascomycota; Sordariomycetes; Diaporthales; Diaporthaceae. The record is from RefSeq and is a predicted model, not a curated record. Gene Ontology annotation, cellular component: cytoplasm. The transcript is spliced from 4 exons. Gene Ontology annotation, molecular function: 2-oxoglutarate-dependent dioxygenase activity. The coding region runs from base 1 to 1113 and encodes 370 amino acids.
AUGGCUACAGUCACCCAAACCCUGGAGUCUGCCAACGCCGAGGGCAAGCCCAUCAAGCUUGCCGUGGCAUACGAUGACAAAAUCCAUAAUUCAUCUAAAUAUGCGGCGUACCUCCCCGUCUAUGACACCACCACCAAGUUCCCGCCCACUGAACUGUUUGACUUCAAGGACCGCGGUCUCGACGCGGAUCCGGCAAAGCCAAACCUUCUGUCCAAGGACAAUUCAAACUUGAAGGCCACCAAAUUGACACCCCGUGUCGGGACUGAAAUCACUGGCCUUCAGCUGUCCCAGUUGACGGACGCCCAGAAGAAUGAGCUCGCAUUGCUGAUAGCCGAGCGUGGCGUUGUAGUCUUCCGUGACCAAGACUUCAAGGAUAUCGGACCCGAGAAGCAAAAGGAAUUCGGCCAGUACUUUGGCCGUCUCCACGUCCAUCCUACCGGUGCGCACGUCAAGGACCACAUUGAGUUCCAUUCCAUCUACCUCGGGAAGGACAACCUGUACCGCCUGGGUCGCAGCACGAGCAGACUCACCACCAUUGGGUACCAUUCGGAUGUCUCAUAUGAGCACCAACCCCCCGGCAUCACCCUGCUCACCCUCCUCGAGGUCCCCGAGACUGGCGGUGACACCGGCUGGACCUCCCAGGCAGGAGCCUACGACCGGCUCUCGGAGCCCCUCAAAGCCUUCCUGGAGGGGCUGAGGGCUGAGCACAGCGGCUUCCAGCAGGCGGAAAACGCCCGCAGGGAUGGUCACUUCGUUAGGCGUGAGCCAGUCAAGAGCUACCACCCCAUCGUGCGCGUGCAUCCAGUCACGAAGCAGAAGGUCCUCUUUGUCAACCCUGGAUUCACCCGGCGUAUCGUCGGGCUGAAGGACGAGGAGUCGGAUGCGAUCUUACAGUUGCUAUACAAGCAUAUCGCUCAGAGCCAGGACAUCCAGGCGCGCGUCAAGUGGGAUGACCGGACGGUUGCCCUAUGGGACAACCGCGUUACGGCGCACACGGCCAUCUCGGACUACGAUGUGAGCGAUGAAGGCGAGGGCCUUCGCCAAGGGUUCCGCAUCACGACCCUAGCAGAGGUGCCUGAGGGCGUGAACGGCCUCAGGUCCGAGUGGGACUAG